Molecule: messenger RNA, 726 nt
Organism: Diabrotica virgifera virgifera (western corn rootworm)
Lineage: Eukaryota; Metazoa; Arthropoda; Insecta; Coleoptera; Chrysomelidae
Gene: mRpL34
Exons: 2
Coding region: 364-657 (97 amino acids)
Biological process (GO): translation
Cellular component (GO): ribosome; mitochondrial large ribosomal subunit
Molecular function (GO): structural constituent of ribosome
Source: RefSeq, a predicted model, not a curated record
AUGAGAAAAUGACAUAUUUCUCCCUCGCUUGAUUCGCGGCCCUCGCCUCGUGCCUUUGCUCGUGCCAACAAACUUCUGCGUUCGUGAGAAAUAUGUCUUUUUUCUCACUUGUACAAUAUAUUAUUUUUCACGGUUCCGCCCUGGUCUAGUAGGCCACCAAACAACUUUACAUGCCUAACUGGUUGCCUGAACAAUGGUACCAGGCCAGUUUGUGGCGUAAAAUAUAAAAAGAAGUAAAAUUAUAGGUUAUGGUUAUCAGUUACAAAUGCACAUAAUUUUAAAGUAGAGAUUUUAAAAAUUAAAAAUAUUUAGUGAGUCUUUGUAUGAAGUAACAGCAUUUAUUAUAAAAAUUUAGUCCACACCAUGAGUAUUGCAGGUUUAACUAGAAUAAUUCCCAACUUCCUGAAUCGAUGUAGCAGCCCAUUUUUGAAGUCGGUUUCGCCUGUUCAAGCUACUGUGACCGAAAACGCGGCGGAUCUUAGACCAGGAGGCCUAUUUAGUAUUAUAACCCGUUCCAUUAUUCGCGUACACUUUCCAAGACCCUCUGAGAGAAAGAGAAUAAAAAGACAUGGAUGGAAUGCUAGAAUGAAAACAGCGUCCGGUAGAAGAGUUCUAAUGAAUAGGAUAUUAAAAGGAAGAUUUGUAUAUUCACAUUAAAUGUAAUAUGUAUGUAUACCUAUAAUGUAGAGUUUUUAGUGAUAUAAUAAAUUAGAUAUUUAUAGUAAA